Messenger RNA from Filobasidium floriforme, 1089 nucleotides. Its product is annotated as major facilitator superfamily domain-containing protein. Bases 43 to 1089 code for a protein of 348 amino acids. Gene Ontology annotation, biological process: transmembrane transport. The transcript is spliced from 10 exons. Lineage: Eukaryota; Fungi; Basidiomycota; Tremellomycetes; Filobasidiales; Filobasidiaceae. Gene Ontology annotation, molecular function: transmembrane transporter activity. Gene Ontology annotation, cellular component: membrane. The record is from RefSeq and is a predicted model, not a curated record.
AGACUCUUACCGCCCUACCUGUUCGCCUACUUGUUGGCCUUCAUGGACCGAGGAAACGUAGGAAACGCCAAGGUCGCUGGUCUGCUCAAGACCAUCAAUAUGACGGAUGUGCAGUACAAUACCGGUGUCGCUUCCUUCUUCGUCCUCUAUAUCCUGUUGGAAGUCCCUUCGCAAUACUUCUUGAAGAAGAUCGGUCCCAAAUACUACCUUUCUGGCUUGCUUUUCGGCUGCGGAGUCGUCAUGGCGAGCGGAGCGGCGAUUCAGAGUCCGAUUGGUUUCAUCAUGAUGCGACUCGCUCUGGGUGCUACGGAAUCUGGUCUGAUGCCGGGUUUCAACGCGUCGAUCGCCAAGUAUUACACCCGUGACGAGUUGAGUGUAAGAAUCGCCAUCUUCUUCGCGUCCGCAUCCAUCUCGGGAGCCUUCUCUGGUCUGCUUGCGUUCGGUCUGGCCAAGCUGGGUGGUGUCGCCGGUUUGGAGUCCUGGCGAUGGAUUUGGCUUCUCGAAGGUUCAUUCACCGCGUUCGUGGGCGUCAUCGCUCCGUUCGUCUUCGUCGACACCCCCGAGAACGCCGGAAGCUGGCUCACACACGAGGAGAAACGGUACCUCGUCCUGCGACAACGUUACGGAGCUGGUUCGGGAGGUGUAGCUCGAUCCGAGGCGUUCACCAUGAACUUGCUCGUGGAUCUCGCUAAGAACUGGCAGACGUACCCUAUGAUCUUGAUCUACAUCAGUCAUAGUGUUCUCGGAUACGCCAUCUCAUUCUCGCUUCCACCUCUUAUGAAAACCCUUGGAUACAGUAACGAAAAGGCAUACUUGAUUCCGGUACCGAUUUUCUUGGCGGCGUGCGUUCUCACCAUUCUCAACUCUUGGUGGAGUGAUCGCCGAGAAAGUCGUUUCUUGCACAUCGCCGGUCCUUUCUCGCUUGCCAUCGUUGGAGUGGCUCUAACGAUUCCCACCGCCGGACAAAAAGAUCUGGUCGGCCUCAGUAUUCUCGGACUGAUCUGUUUGACUUUCGCGGCGUAUCUCGCGGUGCCGAUUAGUAUCAGUUGGAUGGCAGCAAACACCGUCGAACCCCACCGGUCAGUAUGA